Dendronephthya gigantea is the source of this 1934-nucleotide messenger RNA. RefSeq names its product four-domain proteases inhibitor-like. NCBI's taxonomy places the organism in Eukaryota, Metazoa, Cnidaria, Anthozoa, Malacalcyonacea, Nephtheidae. The transcript is spliced from 8 exons. Gene Ontology annotation, molecular function: protein binding. The coding region runs from base 1220 to 1852 and encodes 210 amino acids. The record is from RefSeq and is a predicted model, not a curated record.
GUUCUGCAUAUUUAAGUGGUUGCUUUUUUUUGGGACACCCUGUAUAAUGUAAUUUAGCAUUGUUAAAAAAUAGAAGGUCAAUAUCGAUGAGGAAAUUACUUGGGGAACAUGUCACAUAAAAUGAUGUGUAAAGUAAAUAUUAUUAUGACCCUUCGGAAUCACAAAAUUACUUUUCCUGUCAUGAGGUGACAGCCCAUGGGAUUUCCUCCGAAACAAUAGUAUGUCGUACAAGGUUCAAGUGUCACGACUCAAGAACAUAAGUUCUAGGCGGAUACUAGUUUGUGUCAAUCAUUUCUUUGUUAUAUUUUGCUCGGUUAAGCACUUGAAGCCUUACGUCACUAAAAGCUAAAUUCGAUGAAAUUAUUAGUAAAAUAGUUUAUAAGUUGAGAUACGGUUCACAAAGUAAUAAUUUGGUAAUUGUACUUUAUGUUAAUGAUAAUAUCUUAAGUUGUGAACAAGUUUUAACAGUGAUCGAUUAAGUAAAAGACGAACUUGACUAGUGCGUCACCGCCCUUAAGUAAACAAAGUAGGAGAGCUCGACCGACCUUCUAACGCCAACCCACUCUUGCAACCUACAACGCUGACUAGUUGGAUAGAGUGAAUCACAUAAACUUGCACAGGGCGUCUUCAAGAUCCCCUCAAAUUUUAUUAUAAAAGGAGGCGCACAGCAACAGAACCCUCAGUGGACUAGCGAAGUAAAAAGCAUAUGAAACGUUUGAGAAGCUCAGCUUUACAAAACCAACGACCAAAGACAGGGACAGCAACGACGAAUAUUAGAAGAAGAGAAGAGAAGAACGGAGAAAGAAGAGAACAUUAGUGAACUUUAGUAAAACCUUGUAAAGAUCUCCUACCUCGCGUAAAUAGAAAAAAAAGCUACGUAAUAGUAUAUAAUUCACUGAAUUUUCAAUUGACGGGCUGAAUUUUUUCCCUGCAUAAUUUGUGACAGCAGAUCAGUUUUCAGACACACAAGUGAUUCAUUUCCCGUCUCUAACAUCAUUGUGUGCAAAGUGUGUGGAAGCAUGUGAAGGUCAGUAUCGAAAUGUGUGGUCGCAGCGCAGAUAAACGAUACUAUUUAAACUAGCUUGCCUUCCCGAUCUUGUUCACAACAUCCUCAUCUGGCUGUUGAAUUCAGACAAGCAAGAAUAUUAUAAUAUAUUUCAGGAAAGAGAAAGUAUCAAAAGCUUUUGUUUCCGUUUUUGAUCGAAUUUGUGGACAAAAUAUGAAAGCAGAUUUGUGUGUCUUUGUUGUUCUAAGCACAGUUUACUUGCUGUCAAGCUGUGUCCACGCUGGCGAUAAAAUGCCGUCCCAUAUUGUAGUAUGUGCAUCAGAUCACAACACAUACGUCAGUAUACGUUUGAUGAGAAAAACUGCUCGUGACUUCAAUCAAAAGAUUACGAUUGUUCAUAAGGGAUCUUGCGAUCCAAAGUGUGCACAAGUUUGCACAUAUGAAUACAAUCCUCAAUGUGGUACAAACGGCCAGACGUACCCUAAUCCGUGUUCCUUUAAAAUUGCUCAAUGUGAAAGUGAUGGGAGAAUUAGACUGGCCUAUCAUGGAAUGUGUCGACAAUAUCCCAUUCAUUUUGAAAUACGGUGGCGUGAAAUAUGUGGAUCAGAUGGCAACACAUACGUCAGUUUUCCCUUGAUGAAAAAGACUGCUCGUGACUUUAAUCGACCGAUUAGGAUUGCUGGUUGGGGAACUUGCGAUCCUAAAUGUCAGCAAUAUUGCACCUAUGAAUUAAAUGAACAAUGCGGCACAGACGGCAAGACAUACGCUAACCCGUGCAUGUUCAAAAUUGCUCAAUGUGAGAGUGACGGAGCAGUGAGACUGGCUUAUCAUGGAGAGUGCAAAUGAAAUAAAGUACUUGGGAAUGAGAAGUAAACAAGAUUGAAGAAGAUUUGAUGUCAUAUGUUUAGUACAAUUGAUGUGUAGUUUU